Messenger RNA from Miscanthus lutarioriparius, 2760 nucleotides. Lineage: Eukaryota; Viridiplantae; Streptophyta; Magnoliopsida; Poales; Poaceae. The record is from the annotation of a GenBank genome assembly.
AUGGCCUCCGACGGCGCCGCCAGAGGCCGCCCUCCCAAGCUCCCCGCUUCGGAAGGCCUGGACCCAUCCAACGUCCUCACCUACAAGAGACGCCGCCGCGGCACCGGCGCCAACGCCGGCCACAGCGCCGUCACGCCGGGCCCCGACCCCGUCAAGAAUAAGAUGAGCGCGGUGGUGCACGCCACCAGUUCCCAUCAAGGUGGGCGCCAAAACCUGGACAGGUGCUGGAGAAGCUGGAGGGACACGCUGGAGGGCGUCCUGCAAUCCACUGCUGGGAACCAGGGCUCCGGAGGGAUUCAGAGCUGCAUCCGAGAUGCGCUCAGAUAUAAUGGUUGCCAGCCCACAGAACAUGGGAACUUAGCUGACGGCCAAGGAGCAGGAAGAGAGGACCCUGCUGGAGCUGUACAUUCUGAAGAGAAUAGUGGUGCCUUGGUUCAGUUAGAAGAUGGAACAGCUGCAUCUUUGGAAGCCAACAAGGCGAUGUGCCAUAAAGCUCUCUUUGACAUUCUAAUCUCCGAGAAGUUUGCCAUGCUGUGUGAUCUGCUAGCUGCAACAUUCCAUGUCAAUAAGCCUGAUGACCUGAUUGGUUUGCAAAUAAUUGAUGCCAAGAUGAGAAAUGGGGAUUAUGCACAGAACCCUGCGCUGCUUGACCAUGAUAUCAAACAGAUAUGGAAGAAGAUUGAACAUGUUGGCCAACAAAUGGCUGGUCUGGCAAGCAGUCUCUCACUGAUUUCACAAGCUUCUCAUCAAAAGCAGGCUUCUGGCGUUUCAGAAAUUGAUGUGGCUGAACACAGGAUAGAGGAAACAAAUUUGGGUGGUGGCGCCCACAAAGCCCUAAGGGAGUUGACUCCCCCUUGCGAUUCUGGCCAUUCUACGAUACCCAAACAAACUGGGACAUCUGGAUCGGAUGGAAUUUGCAAGGAUUGUGGCGGAAAGGCAGACAGCGAAGGAAGAAUUAUCUGUGAUAGAUGUGAAGCUGCAUACCAUGUUUCAUGUCUCAAGCUUGCCAUUGAUGAAGAGGCCCCAGCAAAAUGGUACUGUCCCAGCUGUUUUGGAUUAGACGGACCUUCAAAGAAUAACAACAAUGGCAGAUCACAUGAAGGCUGCGAUGUAUGCGAGUGGCUCGUGGUGGAGAAGCCAGAAGAACCCGCUGAAGAUGUUAUCCAACCUGAAUUGGCCAUCAAGACGCAGGAGAGCUCAGUGUCAAGCAUGGAUGAAGACAGUGAACCGGACCUCUCAACAACUGCUCUAGCAAACUUGUGCAAGCAUUGUGGCACGUGUGAAGAUGAGAACAAGAAGUUCUUGGUAUGCGGCCAUCCUUACUGUGCUUACAAGUUCUAUCAUGUCCUGUGCAUGAAAGAAAGCCAGAUUGCAAGUGAGAAGCAGAAGAAUCUAGCAUGCUGGUACUGCCCGUCUUGCCUGUGCAGACGCUGCUUCAGAAACAAGGAUGAUGAAGAAAUAGUAUUGUGUGAUGGCUGUGAUGAUGCUUAUCACAUUUACUGCACUACUCCGCCGCUCGAAUGUGUCCCGAGAGGUAACUGGUACUGCAUGUUGUGUAAUGCGCGGAGGUCUGCACGUGGGAUGGAGAGGUAUGAGAAGUCGAUCCUGCAGAAGGCCAAGCGUGUUCCUGAUGCCAAAAGGCCAAAGGAGAAGAGGUACACUGUUGCUUGUGAAGAACAACAGUGUGGUUGGAGAGUAUGUGCUAGGAAGACGAAGGCAGACAAAUGGAAGAUUACCUCAGUGAAGCAACCACAUGUUUGUGCCACUGCUGAGGCAGAAGAGAACCAUCUGCAGCUCAAUUCUAGGUUCAUUGCAAGGCAAUUAUGCCCCGUGGUGAAGCAUAUGCCAACCAUUACGGAUGGAUCGGUUCCCCUUCUUGAUCCAAGGUUCGAUGAGCACCACCGGGCUCGGAGGAUUGAGAACGGAGAGAUUUGGAUGUGGGAGAGGCUUCCAGUUGGGAGACCGCAUCGCCUUGAUCCCCACAACCUUGGUUUCCUCAAGGAGACGCAGCUAGAAUGCCCCUACCGUGGCACACCUCUACGAAGCGAGCCCACGGAACAUACCACGUGUCACGCCACGCGUACAUCAGCUUCACCAACGAGCUGGACACCCUUUUGCCACAACAUGUUCAACAGACAAAAAAAUAAGAAGAUCACCAACUGGCAGCUGGAGCAUCAGCGCUACAUUGAUGAGUGGAUGUUGAUGGAGCAGAACAACAUGGGCAUCCACGCCGUCCAUCGUGACAAGGCAUUCCAUGAUUACCUUGUUUGGUUUGGUCAACGAACAAGGCUUCAAUUGAGGCCCGCUUGGACGGAGCAAGACAUUGCUGACAUUGCGAGCGAGGAUGAGGGCAACAACCCAUAUGACCAAGCUACCCGAGAAGGCAGGCAAGUUGAGAUCGCCCCUGCAUUAGCCAGAGCUCGUGCCAUGCAUCGCCUACGAAAGGUAGCUGCGCACGCCUUGGAUGUAGACGUUCCCGGAUGUGGCAGGUCCCCACAACAACCUUGGUGCCGGACCUUCUCUCGCACAUGUUGGAGGGACUUCAUCUUCACAUGGUGCACAUGGUGGCGUGGACUUCUUCUUCACAUGGUGCAAAGAACUCAUCGCAGAGGGGGUGGUCAAGGACAUGGUCAUUAUGAUGAUGAAGAUGAUGAAGGACGUGGAGAGUACUAUGAUCAUGAGUAUGAUGAGAUUGGCAUGUCCCAGCUUGGAGAUGCACCCCAAGGAACUCAAGGCCCUCCGGUUCGGGCGUCCACAUAG